AUGGUCAACAUGAGGUUACAUGGAUCAAUUACUUCGAAAUCUGGGAUCAAAGCACUUGCUAGGCUGGGUUGCCGGGUGGGCAUUUUGGGAAAUAUAAGAACGCAAUAUAUAAGGAUUGGAAGUCUCUUCACGGCAGCUUCAAACGCUUCACGCCAAACUCGAACCCUUCUCACUCAGUCCUAUGCCCAAGGUCCAACUGCGCCCGCUCUUCUCACACAAACCAUCCCCGAACAUUUCUCCUCAAUUGUCAAAGAACAUGGCGAUCGUCUCGCUAUCAUAUCUCGCGCCCAAGGGCCAAUUGGUCGACUUACAUACCGAGAACUAGAUGAACGAAGCACCGCGCUUGCUUAUGGUCUGAGGGAAAGGGGUGUUCAGAAGGGAGAUAGGGUCGCUGUGAGUUUGGGUAAUAAUUGGGAGUUUGCGACGAUCACUUAUGCGCUAUUCAAAUUGGGUGCUAUAUUGGUUCCUUUGAAUCCAGCUUUCAACUCACUGCAGGUCAUUGCUGCACUUUCUCAUCUCGAAGCAGCUCAUCUUGUGAUUGGGGCAGAGACAAAUCUUGCAUUCAAAUCACCGAGAGAGAAUAUCACACUGUUAGAAGCUAUAGUGCCAAAUCUUGUUGCUUCAAAGAUUGCGUCGGCAUCAGUCCCAUCACUCAGGAACAUAAUUAUUGUGGAUAACUCAUCAGGGAGGAUAGACACAUCUUCUCUGACAGCAACUACACCAUUUCAAGAGCUCAUGGCAUCUCAGUCAUCAACAAAAGAAGUCAUCCCAGAUACACCACUCUCCAAGGAUGAAGUAGUAAACAUACAAUUCACAUCCGGCACAACCUCUCUUCCGAAAGCCGCAUCGCUCUCCCACCACAGUAUUCUUAACAAUGGUCACCAAAUUGGUAGCCGCAUGGGCUUAAUACCCACUGACAUAGUAUGCUGUCCUCCGCCCUUAUUUCACUGCUUUGGCUGUAUAUUAGGGUACAUGGCAACCGCUACUCAUGGCUCAGCAAUCCUCUUUCCCACUGAAGCAUUCAAUCCGACAGCAACUCUCAAAUCCAUCCAGGCUGAAAAAGCAACUACACUAUACGGUGUAACCACGAUGUUCGUAGCCGAAUUGGAACUUCUCUCCUCGGGUGCUAUCUCAAGAGAAGGAUUCGAACACUUACGCACUGGAAUUGCAGCAGGAAGUUCGGUUCCGAGUAACUUGAUGGCCAAACUCCACAAAGAGUUGAAUCUCACCGGCCUUACUAUAUGCUAUGGUAUGACCGAAACAGCACCCGUGUCAUUUAUGACCUUUCCCGACGAUCCUCUUCAAAAACGUCUCGAUUCAGUCGGACGACUUCUUCCUCAUGUAACCGCCAAAAUUACUUCUACAAGCUCUCGAUCUACAAUCCUUCCCAUCGGCGAACGCGGCGAACUCGCUGUUUCAGGUUACAACGUUAUGAAAGGAUAUUGGAACGACAAAAUCCGUACCGAGGAAGUCCGGGUCCUUGAAGAUGAUGGACAGGUAUGGAUGUACACCGGCGAUGAAGCGGAAAUGGACGCCGAUGGCUACGUUAAAAUCACCGGGAGAAUCAAAGAUUUAAUUAUUCGAGGCGGUGAAAACAUCCACCCUCUCGAGAUCGAAAACGUACUUUUCAAACACGACCACAUCAGCGAAGUCUCGGUCGCCGGCAUUCCAGAUGAGCGAUACGGUGAAGCAGUCGCAGCGUUUAUAGUUGUUCAUCAGAAUGUGAAGGUUGGUAUUGAUGAUGCUGGGAAUGGCGAUUGUGAAAUUGAUGUUAAAGGUUUGAAGACUGAGAAUAGCGAGAAGAUCCUUACAAAAGAGAUGGUUAGGGAGUUUGGAGUACCCAAAGACGGCGAGUGGGAAAAUUCAGAAGUUUAG
Messenger RNA from Glarea lozoyensis ATCC 20868, 1875 nucleotides. RefSeq names its product Acetyl-CoA synthetase-like protein. The transcript has 4 exons. Lineage: Eukaryota; Fungi; Ascomycota; Leotiomycetes; Helotiales; Helotiaceae. Gene Ontology annotation, biological process: fatty acid metabolic process. Gene Ontology annotation, molecular function: medium-chain fatty acid-CoA ligase activity. Bases 1 to 1875 code for a protein of 624 amino acids. The record is from RefSeq and is a predicted model, not a curated record.